ACACGUUUUCCGGUUCCGGGUCUGGUGCGCCAUGCGUGGUCUAGCGGCGGUUGUGGGGCGGGAGCGGGGAGCGGCAAAAGCAUCCAGCAUGAAGAUGGCGAAGAAAGUGUCUAAAGGGACCAAAGCGAGUAAAAUGACGAAACCCAGGCGGACGGCGAAGCGGCUCCUGGUUGUGGCGAAUCAGGCGGCGGCCGCCGAGGCAGCGCGACGCGCCCGCCACCUGAAGGCGCUGAGCUGCGUGUCAGGCGCCGAGCGGGAGCUGGAGGAGCUGGUGUUCGGUGACAGCCUCAAUGGCGAGGAGGACGAGCUGCUGCGGUGCCUGGCCGGGCCUCGACGGGUUACUGCUGCAGAGGAGAAGGACCUUCAGGAAGAGUCCAGCGAUUCGGGGGUGGAAAAUGAAGCGAAACGUGACUUACUGCUCAAAAGUCCGGCCUGGGUCGAUGAGGAUGAUGAAGCUGAGGAAAAUGUUGAUAUGACCCAUAAGUACAGGAAAGAUUUAAUGAAAAGUGAUGCCGAGACAACGCUUACUAAGAAAAAACUAAAGAAAAGACUUGAGGAACAGUUUCAGCAAGCCAUGGGAGGAGUUCCUGCCUGGGCUGAUCUAGAAAACAGGAAGAACUCCAAAAGGACUUUGAGUGAUAGUGACAGUGAUGAAGAUGAUGAUCUGCUACGCAGGACUGGCAAUUUCAUAACAAGCUCAGAGUCUCUGCCAAGAGGGAUUUUGAAGAUGAGCACCUGCCCUCCUGCAAACCAGGAACGUUUUGCCAAUGGAAAACUGGUGACAGUGCAGUUUCAUCCUUCAGCUCAAGUGGUGAUGACAGCUGGGCAUGAUCGCUCUGUGUCCCUCUUCCAGGUGGACGGUAUAAAGAACCCAAAAAUACAGAGCAUCUAUUUAGAGAGUUUUCCAAUUUAUAAGGCUCGUUUCAGUGUGGAUGGAGAACAAGUUAUAGCCACUGGUACUCACCACAGCAUGUUCUUUGUGUAUGACAUGAUGGCUGGGAGUAUCAUCCCUAUCCCGAAAGUCCGAGGUGUGGAGGAAAAAUUCCUCAGAAACUUCGAACUGUCUCCAGAUGGAUCAUUUAUGCUGCUGAUUGGAAAUUCAGGUUAUCUUCAUUUGCUGUCCAUGAAGACAAAAGAACUGAUCAGCACUAUGAAAGUGAAUGGAAGGUGCACUGCCUCUGCUUUCACCCCAGACAGCAGUAAAAUAUACAGCUAUUCAAAGGAAGGCGAAGUUUUCAUUUGGGAUGUGAGAAGCCGAAAGGGUCUACACAAAUUUGAAGAUGAAGGUUCUUUGGAAGGAAAGUGCAUUGCUGUUUCAAAAAAUAACCAGUAUGUGGCAUGUGGUUCAUCUUCUGGAGUUGUAAAUUUAUACACUACUGAUGUCUGCCUCAAAGAAAAUCGUCCUAAACCAGUUAAGGCCAUAAUGAACCUUGUUACUUCUGCCACCUGUGUGACCUUUAAUCCCACCACAGAGAUUUUGGCAGUGGCUUCCCGUGACACUGAUGAGGCUGUCAAAUUGGUGCAUCUUCCUUCAUAUACAGUAUUCUCAAAUUUCCCAGUCUUCAGAAAAAAACAGAUUUAUCUUACUCAAUCUAUGGACUUCUCUCCCAGAAGUGGAUAUUUCUCUGUAGCAAAUAACAAAGGCAAAGCUUUGUUAUUUAGGCUGAAACAUUAUUCGUUUUUCUGAAAGAAGAUACAGGAGAAAAUGAACCAGUAACUGAGGUGAAAACAGCACUAGAACUGUUUACAGUGUUGCCUUGAGGAGCCUCAAAAUUUUCAUUUUGCUGCCUCCACUUCUUUAUAGAUGGCAGGAAGAAUUUCUUAGCCCUGUGUGAUCUGUCCUGCCUGGACACUCGUGAGCUGGGGUAGGACUGGCCUUGUCACUCUCAGCUUUUCUGAUAAUGCAGCAAGUUCAGCUAAAAACCACUGUCAGUAGGACUGAGCUGAUUAUAUUUAAGUCAAACUCAGCAAUGUUGAUAAACAGCUGCAGGCUGACAGGGACUUGGCUUGAUCCUAUUCUGGAGUAUUGUAAGCCCGCAGAAGUCUGCAUAUUUUCAAAUUCCCAUUACAGGAAUUACUGAAGUUUGAUGCAUAGUUUGUGUGCAGAUACGAUUUUAUUGUGCACUUAAAUGUCUUCUUGGGAAACUGGAAAAUCUUGUAGCCUUGACAGUAAUACACUAGAUUGACAAAAACUGUAUUAAUGAGGGGAGGCUGAACUUGUUUAGACUGGAAGCAGCUCUGGCUUCUGCAUGUUAAGCUUGCAUAGAAUUUUGUGAUGGCUCGGUGUUUGGAGAAUACUAACAAAAUUAUCUCUACUGGUCUUUCCCCAGGUUUUGUAACCUGCAGAUAAAAUGAUGCUGACAAAAUCAAAGCAUUUUUUUGCAAUUAUUAUUAUUUUUUUAUUUUAUAUGGAAGGUACAAAGUACUAAUAGAAUAUAUGUAUUUUUAAAUUUGUUGGUUUUAAAUAAAUGUACCUGGUAAGUUUCCAGGCAACUUGUUUCA
Molecule: messenger RNA, 2502 nt
Organism: Zonotrichia albicollis (white-throated sparrow)
Lineage: Eukaryota; Metazoa; Chordata; Aves; Passeriformes; Passerellidae
Gene: UTP18
Product: UTP18 small subunit processome component
Biological process (GO): rRNA processing
Cellular component (GO): Pwp2p-containing subcomplex of 90S preribosome; small-subunit processome
Molecular function (GO): protein binding
Source: RefSeq, a predicted model, not a curated record